Messenger RNA from Rosa chinensis, 2524 nucleotides. RefSeq names its product putative pentatricopeptide repeat-containing protein At1g12700, mitochondrial. NCBI's taxonomy places the organism in Eukaryota, Viridiplantae, Streptophyta, Magnoliopsida, Rosales, Rosaceae. The transcript has a single exon. The coding region runs from base 100 to 1884 and encodes 594 amino acids. The record is from RefSeq and is a predicted model, not a curated record. Gene Ontology annotation, molecular function: protein binding.
ACUAAGGCGCAGUAAAUACAAAAGCAUAGUAAAUAAGAGAAACACCAAUCACUACUCAGUAGCAAAAUUUUAGCAAAAUUAAACUCUGUCGACUCAAAGAUGCUAAGGAAGUCGCUGCGCACAGCUGCUUCUUCUUCUUCUUAUUGCAGCAGAGGAGGCAUGUCUUCUCUUCACUCUCCUCUUGUUGUUUUCCUCUGCAAUCACUUGGCCUCGUUUCAUUCUCAACCUUCAAAUCCAAUCGAACCCAGAAACACCCAGAUUGUACCCAAACUCACUAACAUUGAGAAUGCCUUGAAGGUGUUCGAUGAAAUGCUUCAAAGGCGUCCUCUUCCUUCCAUUAUCCGUUUCAAUCAAAUCUUGUGUCAACUCGUGAAAUUGAAGCACUAUUCCCAAGUCAUUUCUUUGUAUCAUCAAUUGGGCCUCCUGGGAAUUGUUCCUAACGAUUUUAGUCUCAACAUUAUCAUUAACUGCCAUUCUCGUUUAAACCAAAUGGGGUUUGCUUUAUCUGUCUUCGGAAAAUUCUUCAUAUAUGGUUUUGAACCGGAUGUCAUCACCCUCAACACUCUGAUCAAUGGCUUUCUUCUUGAGGAUCGAGUGGCUGAGGCAGCAGGAUUUUUUAGCAGAAUGGUUGAGGGAAGUAACUGUAAGCCUGAUGUGUUUACUUUCGGCGCACUAGUUAAGGGCUUCUGCAUCAAGGGUAACAAUACCGCAGCUAUUCGGUUGCUUAGGAAGAUGGAUGGAGGAGCAUGUAAGCCUAACCUUGUUGUGUAUAACACGAUCAUCGACAGUCUGUGUAAGGAUACACUCAUUGUUGGCGCACAGGAGCUCUUUUCAGAAAUGGUCACUAGGGGUAUUGCCCCGGACAUUGUUACGUACAACUCUUUGAUUCAUGGCGUUUGCAGAGUAGGCAAGUGGAAAGAGGCUAUAAGGUUGUUGAAUGAAAUGGUGAGUAACGAUAUCUUUCCAGAUAUACUCACCUUUAACAUCUUGGUAGAUACACUUUGUAAGGAGGGGUUGGUAUUGCAAGCAGAAAGUGUGGUUCAAAUGAUGAUUCAAAGAGAUAUUGAACCUGAUACGGUUACCUACAGUUCGCUUAUGGAUGGCUACUGUCUGCGAGGAGAAAUGGAUGAGGCAAAAAAAGUAUUUGAUAAAAUGAUUAGCAAGGGUUCCAGGGUUGAUGUUUUUUGUUAUUCCAUAAUGAUAAAUGGAUAUUGUAAGCGUAAAAUGGUUGAUGAGGCAGUGAUGCUUUUUCAGGAAAUGUCUCAAAUGGGGCUGGUUCCAAAUACCAUUACUUAUAACACUCUCAUUGACGGUUUUUGCAAAAUGGGCAAGAUACAAGGCGCACAAAAGUUAUUCUCUCAGAUGCAGGCUUGCGGCCAGCAUCCAGAUGUUCAAACUUAUGCUAUUCUACUGGAUGGGUUAUGUAAGAACCAACAACUUUCUUUGGCAAUAGAAUUGUUGAGAGAGAUGAAAGAAAGAAAGAUGGAACUAAAUAUUGUAAUUUACAGUAUUCUUAUUGAAGGUUUGUGCAUAGUUGGAAAUACUGCAGCUGCAAGAGAUCUGUUCCGUUGUUUACUAUCAAAACGACUACAACCUGAUGUGAAGAUGUACACCAUAAUGAUCAGGGGAUUUUGUAACGGGGUGUUAACAAGUGAAGCCGAAAAGUUGUUUAAGGAGAUGGAAGAUAAAGACUGUCCUCCUGAUGCUUGCACCUAUAACAUAAUUAUCCGCGGGUUUAUCAAUAACAAUGAGACAUUAAGGGCAAUGGGACUUAUUCAACAGAUGGUGAAGAGGGGCUUCGCGGCAGAUGCAUCCACUGUAGAACUGAUUGUUGGUCUACUAUGUAAAGAUAACGUUGAUCCCGCUUUAUUGACUCUGUUGUAAAAUUCAUUAUGAAGUAUAUGUAAAAUUCGUUAUGAAGUAUAUAUGAAUCUUUGAAGCAGAGCUCUGACAGUAUCAUAUGGAGAUUCGAUACUGCUGCAUCUUUCAGAACUUGUGGAGGAAGUUUCUGUAUUUGAUUGGUUGGGUUUCAGUUGUAUCAGGUAUCUGGUUACCCUGGAAUCCAAUUCUAGGGUGACGACUGAUGAAGACAUGAAGUGCAUCAGGCUGUGAGAAUUGCAUCAAUAGAACUGAAGGAGUAUAAUCCCAGAGUAGAAAUAUAGUACCAGAACUAAGUAAUGGCAAAGGAGGACUUUUGUUGAAUAUUAAGACGAUAAGUAGCGAGAAUCCUUCUUUGGUACUACUCCAGAGGCGCUAGAGGUACAUAGAGUGCAUAAAAAUGCAUAGGUCUCUAAACGCUAGAGAAUUAUUGAAAAUAGAUUAAACUACCAACACAGGUUCCGUAAACAAUAUAGGGAAUUAAGGCUCUGUUUGGAUGGCAGAAAAUCAUGGUAUGAAAAGGGAAUUAAUUUCAUUUUCUAUGUAGAGGUGCCGUUUGGUUGUAAUUAGAGACUGAAAAGGAAAUAAAAAAUGAGAUUUGACUGGAAAUUGACUCCCUGAAUUCAGGGGUGGUAUUCUAAUUUCA